UGUCAACAAGCCAAAACAACCAAAACAACCAAAACAACCAAACAUGAAAUUCUUCGCCGUCUGCUUCUUCGCUGUUGUGGCUGUGGCUGCUGCCAAGCCCGGCAUUGUGGCUCCUUUGGCCUACACCGCACCAGCUGUCGUCGGCAGCGCCGCCUACGUGGCACCCUAUGCCUCCAGCUACACCGCCCACCAGGUGGCCCAUAGCGCCGCCUUCCCAGCUGCCUACACCGCCGCCUAUACCGCUCCAGUUGCUGCCGCCUACACCUCACCUAUUGCCGCCGCCUACAGCUCACCUAUUGCCGCCGCCUACUCCGCUCCCAUUGCUGCCGCCUACAGCUCACCCUUUGCCGCCGCCUACACCUCGCCCUUUGCUGCACCCAUCGCCCGCUAUGCCGCAGCUGCUCCGCUGGCGUACAGCGCGCCCGUCGCUGCGCCCGUGCUGCUGAAGAAGUGAAGCGCUCAAAUGUGACCAAUUCUUGACAUUCUCUCUGGUGUAAAUAAAGAUUUGUACAUAUAGUAUAUACAUCCGCAAAA
Messenger RNA from Drosophila montana, 534 nucleotides. Its product is annotated as as-peptide 126. The transcript is spliced from 2 exons. Lineage: Eukaryota; Metazoa; Arthropoda; Insecta; Diptera; Drosophilidae. The record is from RefSeq and is a predicted model, not a curated record. The coding region runs from base 44 to 454 and encodes 136 amino acids.